This is a messenger RNA of Coccinella septempunctata (seven-spotted ladybird), 1099 nucleotides long. RefSeq lists its product as uncharacterized. The transcript has 3 exons. The record is from RefSeq and is a predicted model, not a curated record. Lineage: Eukaryota; Metazoa; Arthropoda; Insecta; Coleoptera; Coccinellidae. The coding region runs from base 341 to 1099 and encodes 252 amino acids.
CAUAUCCCACACAUUCCAGCACGUGGCAAGGGUGCUGACCAAGCACCUACGGAGUAUCCGUCCAUGGAAUCUUUCCGUUAUCGAAUUAUUAUUCAUUGUCAUUAUAAAUAAGAUUCAGGGCCACUAAUUGAGCAGUCUUGACUUAGUCUUCGCGAAUUAUUGUACGAAUCAUUCGUCACAAUUAUCAUACAUUGUAAUAUUUGAAAUAAAAUAAUUUUUUCUAAUUACAGUCUCUCCCACAAAACUUAACUGGCGCAGUCGACGGAGUUUUUGUGACGUUCUAUCCAGAAACCUGCAAAAAUCCGAACCUAUCAUCCAUUGGGUCCAUCCAGGAAACCGCAUGGAAUUAGCAUUGUUUACUAAGUGGAUGCUCCUAGUGCAUCUAGUAGCAGCUCAGGAGAUAGAAAUAAUGAACCUCCGAGAGAAUCCAGGGAUUCUUCCGAUAUACCUGGGCCAAGCUACAAUUAAGGCAAAAUUUCACGAUUUCAUACAUUAUUACGAUAUCAAACCUAUCCUCGAGGAACUUAAUUACCUUCAAAAUCAAUAUUUGGCUGUGAAAGAUGUUCUUCUUAAUCAACCCAAAAGUAUAUUUUACACCGAAUUGGAAAAUGAAGGAAAUAUUUUCGAAUAUCAAUUUAAUGUUGCUAUACAAAAAUUGGAUAGCUUAAUUCCAAAAGGAAGAAAGAAGAGAGGUCUUGUUAAUGGAUUAGGUACAAUCAUUAAAAGUAUAACUGGAAAUUUGGACGCUGACGAUGCAGUUUAUUAUGAAAAUGCUCUCAGAAAUCUCCAAGAUAAGCAGAAAGAAGUUAUAACUAAAUUAAAUUCUGAUAUUUCUUUAUCGGGAGAAAUAAUUGAGAAUUUUAAUAAAACUUUUUCGAUACAGAAUCAAAAAAUUAUCACUUCUCAAAAACCAGGCAGAAGCCCCAACAACUCAACCAAGAGUUCCAUUCUUCACCCCAUAAUGGAAGUACUGAGGAGGGAGGAGUUACAUAUCCCACACAUUCCAGCACGUGGCAAGGGUGCUGACCAAGCACCUACGGAGUAUCCGUCCAUGGAAUCUUUCCGUUAUCGAAUUAUUAUUCAUUGUCAUUAUAAAUAA